This is a messenger RNA of Peromyscus californicus insignis, 577 nucleotides long. RefSeq names its product 60S ribosomal protein L21. The record is from RefSeq and is a predicted model, not a curated record. Gene Ontology annotation, biological process: translation. Gene Ontology annotation, cellular component: cytosolic large ribosomal subunit; ribosome. Lineage: Eukaryota; Metazoa; Chordata; Mammalia; Rodentia; Cricetidae. Gene Ontology annotation, molecular function: structural constituent of ribosome. The transcript has a single exon. Bases 52 to 534 code for a protein of 160 amino acids.
AAAAACUAGAGUUAUAGGGCCGCGGCAGCCAUCUUCCAGUAACUCGCCAAAAUGACGAACACAAAGGGAAAGAGGAGGGGGACCCGCUAUAUGUUCUCCAGGCCUUUUAGGAAACAUGGAGUUGUUCCUUUGGCUACUUACAUGCGAAUCUACAAGAAAGGUGAUAUUGUAGACAUCAAGGGAAUGGGCACUGUUCAAAAAGGAAUGCCUCAUAAGUGUUACCAUGGCAAAACCGGAAGAGUCUACAAUGUCACCCAGCAUGCCGUGGGCAUCAUUGUAAACAAGCAAGUUAAGGGCAAGAUCCUUGCCAAGAGAAUCAACGUGCGGAUUGAGCACAUCAAGCACUCUAAGAGCCGAGACAGCUUCCUGAAGCGGGUGAAGGAGAACGACCAGAAGAAAAAGGAAGCCAAGGAGAAGGGCACCUGGGUGCAGCUGAAGCGCCAGCCCGCCCCACCCAGAGAAGCACACUUUGUGAGGACUAACGGGAAGGAGCCUGAGCUACUGGAGCCCAUUCCAUACGAAUUCAUGGCCUAAUGUACAAAAAGAAAUAAAAGACCUGGACUGUAAAGGAAAAAAA